Messenger RNA from Pectinophora gossypiella (pink bollworm), 5196 nucleotides. It is a transcript of the gene whd, whose product is annotated as carnitine O-palmitoyltransferase 1, liver isoform. Gene Ontology annotation, cellular component: mitochondrion. Lineage: Eukaryota; Metazoa; Arthropoda; Insecta; Lepidoptera; Gelechiidae. The coding region runs from base 304 to 2634 and encodes 776 amino acids. The record is from RefSeq and is a predicted model, not a curated record. Gene Ontology annotation, molecular function: carnitine O-palmitoyltransferase activity. The transcript is spliced from 17 exons. Gene Ontology annotation, biological process: fatty acid metabolic process; carnitine metabolic process.
CGUUUGUAUUUCAUUUCACUCACUUCACUUUACAAACGAACGACGUAUUUCAUUCGCUAGCAUUGUAUGCGCUUACUGUCUUUCAGUAAUUUAUAAAACAUUUUUUUAGUUUCGAAGCUUUCUUUUACUUGUCUGCGUUGCUUUAUUAGUAUUUUAAUUGUAUUUUAGGAUAAUUGCGUGAUAUAAUUAUAAUGUUAGAAAGUGUAUAAAUAACAUAACCAACAAGGUACUGUAUAACAGUACCUGCUGCGUAUCACAAUUUUGGUGCCUACUAGAAAAUUGACAUAAAAUAAGUGAGCCAGCAUGGCAGAGGCCCAUUCUGCGGUGGCGUUCUCGUUCGCCAUCACCCACGAUGGGUGGGACGUGAACUUCGACCGGGAGGUGCUGUACCUGGUCUGGGAGUCUGGUCUCCGCUCGUGGAAGAAGCGCCUCGCCAGGUUCAGGAAUAGCGUGCACAAUGGCGUGUACCCCGGGCACCUGCAGUCGCUGUAUGUGCUGUGGACGCUACUUGUGGCGGCCCACUUCGGUGGCUUCAACAUACCCUUCGGACUGGUCCAGAAAGCCCUCACGAUCAUGCCUGGACAUUCUACGAUGUGGCAAGUGAUCGCUUGCUUGCUGGCUGCGCUUACCAUGUGGCUUUCCGUCAUUUUCCUCAUGCGGUAUCUCCUCAAAAUACUCCUAAUGUACAAGGGUUGGAUGUACGAGUCACGCGCGCCCGGAUCCAAGGUGUCGUGGAAGACCAUGCUGUGGGUGAGCGUGGUGAAGGUGCUGUCAGGCUGGAACAAGCCCAAACUGUACAGCUUCCAAGGGUCGUUGCCCCGGCUGCCACUGCCUACUGUCAAAGACACCAUGCGACGGUACCUGGUCAGCGUGCGGCCACUACUGGAUGACGAGAACUACAAGCGUGUGGAGAGAUUGGCUAAGGAGUUCGAAGAGGGCAUCGCGGUCAAACUGCAGAGAUACCUCAUCCUGAAGUCAUGGUGGUCAAGCAACUACGUGUCUGACUGGUGGGAGGAGUACGUGUACCUGCGCGGCCGGUCGCCGCUGAUGGUGAACUCCAACUUCUACGGAACUGACGCCAUCUUGUUGAGGCCGACGGGCAACCAGGCGGCGCGCGCCGGCACCAUCAUACAUCUCUGCCUCAAGUUCCGCCGGCUCAUCGACAGGCAGGAGUUGGAACCUAUAAUGCUUCAGAACAUGGUGCCGCUGUGCUCGUGGCAGUACGAGCGUCUGUUCAACACGGUGCGCGUGCCGGGCGUGGAGACGGACAAGAUAGUACACUACCAGGACUGUAGCCACGUGACUGUGCUGCACAAAGGCCGUUGGUUCAAGCUGAUCGUCUACUCCCGCGGCCGGCUGCUCAACCCCGCCGAGAUUCAAGUGCAAAUCCAGCAGAUCCUGGACGACAAGUCGGAGCCGCUGGUGGGCGAGGAGCGCCUGGCGGCGCUGACUGCGGGCGAGCGCUCACACUGGGCGCACAUCAGACAGACGCACUUCAACCGCGGGCACAACCGCACCUCGCUACACUGCAUCGAGCGCGCUGCCUUCAACGUCUGCCUGGACGACAGAGAGUACGGGUACGACCGCAAGGACCCGGCGCAGCUGGACGACUACGGGCGCGUGCUGCUGCACGGCAAGGGCUACGACCGCUGGUUCGACAAGUCCUUCAACCUCUGCUUCAGCACCAACGGCUAUGUUGGCUUCAACGCUGAACACACAUGGGCCGACGCGCCGGUCAUGGGACAUUUGUGGGAGUACGUGGUCUGGUCAGAAUUGGAAAUGGGGUACAACCCGGACGGCAACGCCCUGGGCACGGCGGAGGCGCCGCCGCCGCAGCCGACCCGCCUGCAGUGGGACCUCAACAAGGAAGAGAUCCUCAACGCCAUCGACGUCUCCUACAACGUCGCACAAAAACUCCUCAACGACGUCGACCUCAGAAUACUGCACUACACUAAAUAUGGAAAAGGUUUCAUGAAGAGCUGCCGCGUGUCUCCGGACGCGUUCAUCCAGCUGGUCCUCCAGCUGUCGUACUACAGGGACGCGGGCCGGUUCUGCCUCACGUAUGAAGCCUCCAUGACGCGCCUGUUCCGAGAGGGGCGCACAGAGACCGUCCGCCCGUGCACCAUUGAGAGCUCCGCCUGGGUCAAGGCCAUGCAGAAUCCUAACACUACGGUGGAAGAGCGCGCGGAGUUGUUCGUGAAAGCGAGCAUGCGGCACCAGCUGGGCUACCAGGACGCGAUGGCGGGCCGCGGCAUCGACCGCCACCUGUUCUGUCUCUACGUCGUCUCCAAGUACCUGGAGGUCGAGUCACCAUUCCUGCAGGAGGUCUUCAACGAGCCCUGGCGUCUCUCCACCAGCCAGACGCCUUAUGGUCAAACGAGCAUGUUGGACCUGAAGAAAAACCCGAACUGCGUGAGCGCGGGCGGCGGCUUCGGCCCCGUGGCCGACGACGGCUAUGGCGUGUCCUACAUCAUCGUCGGAGAAGAAACCAUCUUCUUCCACGUCUCCAGCAAGAAGAGCUGUCCUAUCACUAGUUCAUCGAACUUCGUGAAGCAGAUCGAGGGCUCGCUGAAGGACGUGCAGGACUUGUUUGUUGAAUAUAAAAAACUCAAACAAAAACAGAGUCAACAAUAGAAUUAUUUCGAAACUUGCGCUUCAUUGUUUAUAAUGUAAUAUUAAUCAAUUUUUUGUUGUUGUUGUAAUAUGUAGUUUAUGAAUAUUGUAGAUCUAGAUUUUUUUCUUUAUGACUCAGGCGAUUUUAGUAUUCCUUUUUAUGUAAAUGUUUGUACAAUGGUGUCGUGACGUAUAUUGUUUUAUGUACACGGGAGACAACAUUGCAUUUUUUAGCAAAUCUGUCUGACUCCUGUUUAAAAGCCAACACAGCACUGUUUUUGAUGUCUUGAAUACUAAUUAUCGUUUUUAUAUUAAAAUCACGUUGUGUAAUAAAAUAGUUGUGCUCCUGUGAUAUAUGUAAAAUUAAAAUCCAAUUAUUUAUAUGAAAUUUAAUCAAGGUGAAUAGCUUAUUAAACUAUUAAGAAAAUGUACUACUUCCUGCAAAUAGUUCAAUAUUCAUUCUUUGUAGCUAUACUAAAUUCAUGUAAAGUUUUAACAUCACAAUAUAGAAAAAUUGUCUGUAUAUUUUGAAAUCAUGUAAUGAAUAUUAUUGAAACAAUCAUGUCUCUAUAACUCGAUCCUUUUUUCAGACAUCAUUUUGAUACAAAUUUGUUAAGAUAUAAUAUUUAUUUAUUUACUAAGUACUACUUCAUGAUGUAUAUCAAACAUUAACAACUUAGACAAUAUUCGCACUUGCAUGUUUUAAAUACUAAGUACCAAUAACGUGUAUUUAUAUAUUUUAGCUAGGUAUGGGUAUAAGAGAUAGGAUCGAGUGUAAAAAAGUAAAGUGUUGGUAAGCAAGGAAGGAUAGAUACGUGUUGGAGCCUGGGUGUUGUCUCGACGAGAUACAAGCAGAACUAUUAUAGAGACGAAAUACUAUUCUUUAUAUUUUAUGUACAUUUUGAUGCUUUUACACGCAUUUUAUAUCGGGAACUAUUUAAUUUAAAUAAAUAGCUGUAAACUAGCAUUUCUACAAGACAUUUUAGUUUACGGGCCUGUCACAGAUCUCCAGGAUUCAAACACUUUAUAAAGUUAUUAAAGCAGCGCAUUCGGUAUUCCUCAUUGUUACGCGUAAUUUACUGACACCUGCGAGAGUCAAAUAAAAGAAGCCGUAACCGCCACUUACUGCUAAUCGAACUCGACGCAAUAUUUCAGCUGAUAGCGUCAGUUUAUGUAUCGCUGAGUCCAUAGAUUCGCGCGAUAUGUCAGAAUGUUUAACAUAGAAGCUAGUUUACCUUCCAGUCACGAGUUUUAACGAAUCUGCGAUAUGUAGUAUGUUGAUGAGGAAUGACCGUAGCGCAAUGUAAAUGUGCAUUAUUGAAGAACUACUUUAACCUUGACUUGUUAUGGCGGUUGUCCUCAAUAAUGUGCUCAAACAAAGGAAUAAAAUAAUGUUAAUAUUAUUAAAAGAAUAACUAAAUUAUAUCGUAUCAGAAAGACACACUACACCUACAGUCAUUUAAGUAAUUAUUAUAUUUUGUUAAUAAAUAUUAAUGGUUGUACUGAGCACAUAAUUAGAGGGCAAUUAUAGAAAUGAACAAGCAAGUGAUAGAUACGUAUAAUCUUCGGGUUGAUUUAAAUACUUAUUUUAAUUUAUAUAGAUUUGCAACUCAACAGGUAGCUAAUUUUGUAAAAAAGUUCGCAUUGUAUGUUACUUUUCCUGAUCACAAACAUCUAAAAGUUUCAAGAGUGUAAAUCUACACUAAGCCAAUUCUUCGUUUUACAUUUAUAUAUUACACAAAACAUUAUUACGUUCCACGUCUGCAACCCAUUACAUUGAUUCCAAUCAAUAAUGUUUGUGUUAUAUUUGAGAAUACCUGGCUUUAUCAUUUUUAAUCAUAGUAUUUUAAGUACAGUAACAAAUUAUAAGCAUAAGUGUUAAGUUAAAUAAACUGUUAUUACCUAAUUACAUUUUCAAUCAGUUCUUUUCAUGUUCUUUGAGAUCUGCAUCUUGUGUGGGUUCAACGGGUAAGGGUACAUUUAAAUAAAGUGAAAGAAGAUUUUUUUAAAGAAAGUUUUGAACUCAUUUGAAUUCCUAAGUAGGAAAACUUAAUCGGCAUAGAAAGUAUCGAAACUUUGACGACAAGUCUAGUGGUCAAAAGGUUUACUACGUCUACGUCUUUGUUUCGAAUAACACCUAGAAUAACACGAUAUAAAUUUGAUUGAUUUGAAGUAUGAAUAUUCGUGUAUUAUUUUAAAUUGUAACGAAAACUCGGCUAUUAUCCCGUACUUUUCACUGAUCAAAUUCUUAUCAGUCAUGUGAUAUUGGUAAAAAAAAUAAUUAUUUAAUUAUCGCUUAUAUUACAGUUAUAUUUAAUACACACUUGUGAAUGUGAACUAAUAUCUAAUAGACAUAAAUCUACCGAACCGAAAAAAACUUCGAGAGAAUGUCAGAAUUCCUGAAUGUAAUGGACCUGUAAUUUUAAUAAUUUAACACGUUUGAUUGGAACCGGACGUAAAAAUCAAGAAGUUAUAUUUCCUCACGUUAGGAUUCUGUUCACUAUGGCGUACUAUUUUUUUAAAAGCCUAUUUAUUUUCUAAUUCAUUUAAAUCUGUUGUAAAUAAAUGCACAUAAUAUUUAAA